Molecule: messenger RNA, 2587 nt
Organism: Cornus florida
Lineage: Eukaryota; Viridiplantae; Streptophyta; Magnoliopsida; Cornales; Cornaceae
Product: stromal 70 kDa heat shock-related protein, chloroplastic-like
Exons: 8
Coding region: 174-2285 (703 amino acids)
Biological process (GO): protein refolding; cellular response to unfolded protein
Cellular component (GO): cytoplasm; chloroplast
Molecular function (GO): ATP binding; ATP-dependent protein folding chaperone; heat shock protein binding
Source: RefSeq, a predicted model, not a curated record
GUCUCCGUCCUACCCUUAUCCUCUCACACCUCCAAUCUAGAACACACCUCAAUUUUUUCUCAAGGGUUAGGGUUACACUUUCAUACUCAAAAUCCUCUCUCCUAAACCCUAAUUCUCUCUCUAUACCCUCAAGUUAUAGGGUUAGGUUCUGUGUAUUUCUUGAUAGAAGAAAAAUGGCGUCUUCUACGUCUCAGAUUCAUGUGCUCGGAGGCAUUGCUUUCCCUUCAUCUUCGAAGCAAUCGAGUAGACGAUCUCCGAGAACGGUGUUCUUCGGACAGGGUCUGAACAAGACGACGUCGUUUGCUAUGCCCAAGUUGAAGCUGAGGAAUAAUGGAAGGAUAGGUGUGGGACCGGUGAGAGUGGUGGCGGAGAAGGUCGUGGGAAUCGACCUGGGGACGACGAACUCCGCCGUGGCGGCGAUGGAGGGAGGCAAGCCGACCAUCGUAACCAACGCCGAGGGUCAACGGACGACUCCGUCCGUGGUGGCAUACACCAGGAGUGGGGAUAGGCUCGUCGGGCAGAUUGCGAAGAGGCAGGCGGUGGUGAACCCGGAAAACACCUUCUUCUCUGUCAAGAGGUUCAUUGGUAGGAAAAUGUCCGAGGUGGACGAGGAGUCGAAGCAGGUCUCCUAUCGGGUGGUUCGAGAUGACAACGGUAAUGUCAAGCUUGAUUGCCCCGCCAUUGGCAAGCAGUUUGCAGCUGAAGAAAUCUCGGCUCAGGUUUUGAGAAAACUUGUGGAUGAUGCAUCAAAAUUUUUGAAUGACAAAGUUACUAAAGCCGUGGUCACAGUGCCUGCUUACUUUAAUGAUUCUCAAAGGACAGCAACAAAGGAUGCUGGCCGUAUUGCUGGAUUAGAUGUUCUAAGGAUUAUCAAUGAACCUACUGCUGCAUCAUUGGCUUAUGGAUUUGAGAGGAAGAACAAUGAAACCAUUUUAGUGUUUGACCUUGGAGGUGGUACUUUUGAUGUGUCUGUUCUUGAGGUCGGUGAUGGAGUGUUUGAGGUGCUUUCUACUUCUGGUGAUACUCAUCUGGGUGGUGAUGACUUUGACAAGAGGGUUGUAGAUUGGCUUUCUGCGGAUUUUAAGAAAAAUGAAGGCAUAGAUCUCUUGAAGGAUAAACAAGCGCUUCAGCGUUUGACUGAGACAGCAGAAAAAGCUAAAAUGGACUUGUCAUCUUUGACACAGACCAAUAUUAGUUUGCCUUUCAUUACAGCCACUGCAGAUGGUCCCAAACAUAUUGAGACAACUCUUACGAGGGCAAAAUUUGAGGAAUUAUGUUCAGAUCUGCUUGACAGGCUUAAAACACCAGUUGAAAAUUCUUUGAGGGAUGCAAAACUCUCUUUUAAAGAUCUAGAUGAAGUGAUCCUUGUUGGUGGAUCAACACGUAUUCCUGCUGUUCAGGAACUCGUUAAGAAAUUGACUGGAAAGGACCCAAAUGUUACGGUAAAUCCUGAUGAAGUUGUUGCCCUUGGAGCUGCAGUUCAGGCUGGUGUUUUGGCUGGGGAUGUCAGUGACAUUGUCCUUUUGGAUGUUACACCGUUAUCUCUGGGUCUAGAAACUCUUGGUGGUGUUAUGACGAAAAUCAUCCCAAGAAAUACAACUUUACCCACCUCAAAAUCAGAGGUAUUCUCAACAGCUGCUGAUGGUCAGACAAGUGUGGAGAUUAAUGUCCUUCAAGGUGAGAGAGAGUUUGUUAGGGACAACAAAUCUGUUGGCAGCUUCCGUCUGGAUGGAAUCCCACCUGCCCCACGAGGAGUUCCUCAGAUUGAAGUCAAAUUUGAUAUCGAUGCAAACGGCAUUCUCUCCGUUACUGCUAUUGAUAAAGGGACUGGGAAGAAGCAAGAUAUCACCAUUACUGGUGCUAGCACCUUGCCCAGUGAUGAGGUAGAGAGGAUGGUUAAAGAUGCUGAGAGAUUUGCGAAGGAAGACAAGGAGAAGAGAGAUGCCAUAGACACGAAGAAUCAAGCAGACUCUGUCGUCUACCAAACAGAGAAGCAGCUGAAGGAGCUGGGAGACAAGGUUCCAGGUCCAGUGAAAGAAAAGGUUGAGACAAAACUUGGAGAGCUGAAGGAGGCAAUCGCAGGGGACUCGACCCAAUCCAUUAAGGACGCCAUGGCUGCCCUCAACCAGGAAGUCAUGCAGCUUGGCCAGUCCCUCUACAACCAGCAGCCUGGGGCGGCACCUGGGGCUGGCCCCACACCUAGCGACGGACCUGGGCCUUCAGAAUCAUCAAGCAAGGGAACUGAUGGAGAUGUCAUUGAUGCUGAUUUUACUGACAGCAAAUGACAUGAAUACAAAUAGUGGGCCAAUUUUUUGCUUUUUUGGCCUUUUAUAUUAAUUUCUGUUUCCUUUAAAUGGAUACGAAGAGUGAUUUUGUGGGAAUUAGACCGAAUUAUUGGGGGUUAGUUUCAGCCAUUUUCAUUCAUUGGGUACUAGAGAAAAAAAGUCCAAGAAAACAGGGGAUCAAACUGUUUUAAUCUACCCCCAUAAUAGUGAAAAAUUCAGUUAGUUAGCUCACUGUAUGCUCUAUUGAAACUGUCUUUGUUUUGAAUAUGACACCAGAAAUUUCAUGCAUUUUGGUUUGUUGA